AUGCAAGUCCUGACGUGUAAGCCUACUAUCGACCCUGGAAUGCAGCUAGUACCACGUAAAAGCAAGAACGUGGUAAAGCAUUAUGGUAGAGUAUUCCUCUGGAACGCUUUAACCGAAGCCCUGCGAGUGGCGGCGGUCGCUGAACUUCGUGUUCGCUGUCACUUUACCACGACCGAUCGUCAUAACGACCGGCCAGAUAGCUGCUCUGGGGCUUGUCCCGGUGACGAGGAUAUUGCCACCACAGUCAAUAGAAAUCGUCAACGUCGUUGA
Messenger RNA from Macrosiphum euphorbiae (potato aphid), 270 nucleotides. NCBI's taxonomy places the organism in Eukaryota, Metazoa, Arthropoda, Insecta, Hemiptera, Aphididae. The record is from the annotation of a GenBank genome assembly.